Molecule: messenger RNA, 1213 nt
Organism: Anarrhichthys ocellatus (wolf-eel)
Lineage: Eukaryota; Metazoa; Chordata; Actinopteri; Perciformes; Anarhichadidae
Product: nucleoporin p58/p45-like
Exons: 5
Coding region: 233-610 (125 amino acids)
Biological process (GO): nucleocytoplasmic transport
Cellular component (GO): nuclear pore
Molecular function (GO): structural constituent of nuclear pore
Source: RefSeq, a predicted model, not a curated record
GCAUUCCUUUGUUCUCAAGGAGCUGAAAAAUGCAGACAUAGCAAUACGUACACAAAAGACUCCCCCUGGACUUCAGCAUGAGAACACUGCUCCAUCUGAUUAUUUCCGUAGCCUGGUGGAGCAGUUUGAGGUGCAGUUGCAGCAGUACCGGCAGCAGAUAGAAGAACUGGAGAACCACCUGACCACGCAGAGCAGCGGCUCCCACAUCACUCCUCAGGACCUGACUUUGGCGAUGCAGAAGUUGUACCAGACGUUUGUAGCACAGGCUGCCCAGCUCCAGUCUGUUAAUGAGAAUGUCAAGAUCUUGAAGCACCAGUACCUUUCCUACCGCCGGGCCUUCCUGGAAGACUCGACGGAUGUCUUUGAAUCCAAGCGGGCAUCUAACAGGAAGUGGCGGAGUACUCCGCGGGUCACCACUGGGCCCGCCCCCUUCUCCAGUGUGCCCAACGCUGCAGCGGUUGCAAUGGCAGCCACGUUGACCCAGCAACAGCAGCCAACUCCAGGGACCCAGGCACCCUUGGGGGCAGGGUUUGGAAACCCCUUUGCCUCGGCAGUGGGCACUAGCUUGGGCUCUUCUACCCUUGGAGGUAUUACCUCUGCCUUUUUUUAAAUGAGUAUUCCCUUUUGUUUCGCCCUUCCCUUGAACACUUUACCAUUUCCUACAUGCCUCCUAGCUCUUGCCAAGCAGCCUUUCUGUUUGAGGUGUUUGUGUUCUCCUGUGUGAACGGUAGGCAGCGUGUGUGUGUCUGAGAGAGCGGUGCAGUUGAAGCUUGGCAGUGUUUUUCCUGUUCUUCCUUGUGCAAGAGUUGAAGUGCGUUCACACCACAAGUAAACUGAGCAGCCACAGGUCACUGUGCCUUUUCACGUGACCGUUCUUUUUCCUUAUGAGGAGAUAUGUGGUCAAAGAAAUUCCCCGAACUGUUUUAAUACAACAAUGCUCUACCUUUGGAUGUCAGCUGGCAAAUCUUCUUGGCCACAACAGCCAGUUAAGAGUAACUUGGCAGCGUGGUAACAAGUGGUCUGAACGCACACCAUGUUGGUGUCAUAGUUGGUGUAUUUGUUAAAAACGUUCAUGUUAUUUUCUUCCCUGUGGUCUUUGCUUUGCAGUGUACUGUGAGUACUGUUUUGUUCUCCAGUCAGAAGUAAAGCUGUGUGUAGGGCUCUGGUGAUUAGGUUGUGGCAUUUGUUUUGGGUAAUUCUGUAUCAAAUCAGA